UUCUUUUUCUCACGGAUACGUGGAGGUCAUGCAUAUAUAUAACGGAUAUGCACCUUCACAUGCCUAAGCUAAGUAAGUGAAAGCAGUACAAGAGUCGUCGGCGAUAUCUGCCGCGAUCAGCCAACUGCUCGUCUGCUACUACUACGUAUACAACUCUGGUCAUGGCCUGCUUUGGGUUCGACUUAUCCGCGAGGGCGCGCGGCAUCGGCGACGUGUACCAUCCGUUCAACGAGACGGCGGUGCGCGAGAAGUUCAAGGAGUGGAUCCGGCAGUUCGACACCGACGGCGACGGCCGCAUCAGCCGCGACGAGCUGCGCCGCGCCAUGCGCGCCGUGGGCGUGCGGUUCACGGGGAUCAAGUGCAGGCGCGGCAUGAGCCACGCCGACGCGGACGGCGACGGCUACAUCGACGACAGCGAGAUCGACGGCCUCAUCGAGUACUGGGGGAGGCGCCUCGGCCUCGGCGUCGCCGCCUACUAGGGAUCCAGAUACACUUGUUCGCGUACGCACUACGUACCCGGUAACCCGAUCGUCUGUGUGUAUGUACAUAUAUAUAGCUAGCCGGACUGCACAUCGCACGUUCUUUCUCCGGUACAGAUGUGCAGCUAUAUGUCCUCAAAUAUCGAUAGGUACUUGAACUGUGUGUGUUAGCUUCAUAACAGAGAUUAACCAUGCACGCCGACUGGCAAGGACAGACCUUACAGGGCCAAGGUUUGAGCUGAUCACCCAGGCUAUUUUAGCCCACCGGAGGAAAAAUAUCUAAUUCCAUGGGCUUUGGUCUCCUGCCAGCCUUUGUGCAACUAGUACGUGUGAAUAAGAACUAAGCUAAGUUGAUAACCUCGUCUGUAUAAUGGUCCGAGCAACUAAUUUUACUUCUGUAUUUCUUUUA
Oryza sativa Japonica Group (Japanese rice) is the source of this 888-nucleotide messenger RNA. RefSeq lists its product as uncharacterized. The record is from RefSeq and is a predicted model, not a curated record. Gene Ontology annotation, molecular function: calcium ion binding. Lineage: Eukaryota; Viridiplantae; Streptophyta; Magnoliopsida; Poales; Poaceae.